AUGUCUGAGCGAAAGGUCCUCACGAAGUACUACCCUCCCGAUUUCGACCCUUCGGCGAUCGGGCGCACCCCGAAGCACCUACGCCAGAAGGGUCCCAAGGUCAUCACUGUUCGCUUGAUGGCCCCGUUCUCCAUGAAAUGUACCAACUGCGGCGAAUACAUCUACAAAGGACGCAAGUUCAACGCCCGCAAACAAAAUCUCGAGGAGAAGUAUCUCUCGAUCCCGAUAUACCGUUUUUUCAUCCGAUGCACGCGAUGCAGCGGCGAGAUCACGUUCCGCACAGACCCGAAGAACAUGGACUACGAGUGUGAAAAGGGCGCAAAGCGAAACUUUGAGCCGUGGCGAGACGCCAAGGACGAGAAAUACAACGAGACCCAAGAAGAAACCCUCGACCGACUGGAACGCGAGGAAAAUGAGGAGGCGGAGCAGCUGGAACGCGACAAGAUGGCAGAACUGGAGGAGAAAAUGCAAGACUCGAAGCGAGAAAUGGCCAUUGCGGAUGCGCUUGAUGAGAUUCGGACCCGGAACGCGCGCAUCCAGCGCAACGAGUCCAAGGGCGAGGAGGUGGCGCUGGAUUUUGUGCGACUCGGCACGGCUGGCUCAGGAGAAGAAGAUGAGGAGGCUGCGCGCAAGGCGUUCUUGACUGCUUCUGGGGAGCGGGUGAAGCGCCUUGUGGUGGAGGAGGAGGAGGAGCCGCUUUCAGCGCCUCAGCCGGAGGCUUCGAAGCCAGCGAGUAUUGCGAUGCCCCCACCUUCAACUACAUCAUUUGCUAGGGUUAAGAAGCCAAAGAAGGCUGGUGUCACAAGUUUGGGGAUCAAGAAGAAGCCAUCAUUAGUUUAG
Messenger RNA from Penicillium chermesinum, 840 nucleotides. Its product is annotated as Saf4/Yju2 family protein. Gene Ontology annotation, biological process: mRNA splicing, via spliceosome. The transcript has 3 exons. The record is from RefSeq and is a predicted model, not a curated record. The coding region runs from base 1 to 840 and encodes 279 amino acids. NCBI's taxonomy places the organism in Eukaryota, Fungi, Ascomycota, Eurotiomycetes, Eurotiales, Aspergillaceae. Gene Ontology annotation, cellular component: U2-type catalytic step 1 spliceosome.